Spirodela intermedia is the source of this 2861-nucleotide messenger RNA. The record is from the annotation of a GenBank genome assembly. NCBI's taxonomy places the organism in Eukaryota, Viridiplantae, Streptophyta, Magnoliopsida, Alismatales, Araceae.
AUGGUCGGAGGAGCGGCGUGCUCGGAUUCCAUGGCGGUGGCCACAUUUUGCCUCUUCUCCCUUCUGAUCUCCCUUCAUCUGCGAGGGUUUGGGGCGGUGGAGGUCGGGGUUUACUGGGGGACCGCGUCCUCCCAGCCGCUCCCCCCGGCGGCGGUGGUGGCGGGGCUGCUUCAGGCUAACAAUAUCAGCCGCGUGAUGCUCCCCGACGCCGAUCCCCUCGUGUUGCAGAGCUUGUCGGGGACCGGCAUUGCGGUGGCGCUGGGGAUCCCGAACGAGAUGCUCGGCGCCCUCAACGCAUCGAGGAAGGCGGCGGAGGGCUGGGUCCACGACAACGUCACCCGCUACGUCUCGGGAAAUGCCGGCGCCGGCGUGGUUCGAAUCGAGUAAGCCAAGCUCCCAUCCCCCUCCCCGGCUUAAUCUCUCAAUUGCCGUCUCUCUCUCUCUGCAUUCCACUAUGAUAUUCAUUGCUUACUUCCGAGCGUGAAACUCUCAUUUCGUGUGCUGUUGUCCGUCAGAAUCCUUGCUCUAUUCUCCUCGGUUCUCUCUCUCUCUCUCUCUAUGAUUGAGAAUUUCUCUGUUUGUCUCCUGGCAUGGGAAAGAGCGGAGUUUCUGAGCAACCCGUUUGCCUUCUCUUUUUCCUGCUCUGUUCCAUUGUUAACUGCUGGACAAUCAUGAACAACUGCUCGUCCUAUUUCCUCGUUCUUUCCUGGUCUUGUCGAGGGAAGGGGAUGCAAGCUUCUCUCUAAAACUAUCAUUUGAAACUAUGCUCUACGACGAGUGUUGAUUAAAACCAAGGUAUUUAUUUCAUAAAAUGCAUCACUCUUCUCUCUAGUUUCCCCGAGGAAUCAUGCCAUUUUUCAGUACAAUGUACUGUGCAUUCCUUUAAAUCGAGGAAUCACUCUUUCAAAUCGAGAGAGCUUAUCAGAGGAUGAGUGUGUGUUGUCGCAUAGGUCAUAAUCAUUGAUGCUGAGCUUCAUGCAACUCAUAUUGUAUGAUUUAUCCUACAUUUAAAAUUAAAAAAAACAUUUUAUAAUUUUUUUCUGAUCCAUAUCCGCGGCGGGCCAUGAUCGUUCAUUAUUCAUUGAUUAACCAGCGGCUUCCUGACAGAAGAUCUUUUUCAGCGUCAUCUUUGAUCAUAUGGUUUGUUCUUGCAAUUAUCAUGUAUCCCGGAGCUAGAUCCUUAUUCAGUACCGUGUUAUAUAGUGUAAGAUAUACAGACGUGGAUGUAACAUGGUUUUAUUAUUAAUAGUAGUAAUAAAAAUAAUGAUAACUAGAAAAAUAUUCGAUCUGGUGUAUGGCAGAAAGUCCUUUUAUUUUCAUGUUGCUGUGCACCUUCUCAUAUGCUUAAUGGAAGAUGAUUUUAUCUCCUGGCGUGUUCAUCAUGGUGACCCACAGCAGGUGAGGUUCAUCCUAGACGCCAUCUGGGGAUAAGGCUGGAAUAUAUUGAUUUAUGGGCUGAGCUCAGGUGAUGAUCAGCUGAAUCAGUCGAUUUCAGCUGAAAAUAAUUCUGGCACAAAUAAUCAUUCGUUUUCUUUUUUUAUGCUGAUUUUAAUGGCUCAUUGUAUGGUUUGACUUUUUAUAACGUGAUGGUUGUGAUGGCAUUUUCUUGUGUUAAAAUGGGAUAGAUUUUCCCUCCCUGCUUUUCCCAUUUUAGAGGGCGGCGGAAGUCAACGACUUCUGAGUAAUCUUUGUGGUCAAGGAGUCUGACUGUAUGCGUGGACUUGUUUGUCAUUGACCCGCAUUGUGUGAUCUGCAGGUACGUCGCCAUAGGGGACGAACCAUUCCUCCUGAGGCACGGAGAUAAGUACGGUCCUUUUGUGCAAGGCGCCGCCACCAACAUCCGCCUGGCUCUGGCGGCGGUGCCGCUGGCGAGCAGGGUGAAGGUCGUUGUCCCCUGCGGCACGGAUGUCUUCGUCGCCAACUCGAGCCUCCCCUCGAGCGGCCGCUUCCGUGCUGACCUCAAUAGGACAAUGGGUCAACUCCUCCCCUUCCUCAAGGACCAGGGAUCGCCGUUCGUGGUCAACAUAUAUCCCUUCUUCAUCCUCCAGCAGAAUCGGAACUUUACCACGGAGAUGGCGCUCUUCCAGCCGGUUCCUCGUCCACUGAGGGAUGGCCGUAGCGAGUACAGCAGCCUCUUCGCUGCCGCCAUUGACACCCUCGUCUCGUCCCUGUCGGCGGCGGGCUCUGGUGCGAUGGAGGUGGUCGUCGGCAAGAUUGGGUGGCCCACCGACGGAGCGGUGGCGGCGACAGUCCCCAACGCCCAGAUCUUCAUGACAGGCCUGCUGCAGCACCUGCAGGGCGGUGGUGGAACCCCGCUGAGGCCCAAGCGGCCGCCGGCGACGGUGUACCUCUUCAGCCUCCUGGACGAGGACCUCGCCGGCGGCGGCAGCGGCAGCGUGGAGAGACACUUUGGCGUCUUCACCUUCGACGGGCAGGCCAAGUACAGCGUCGACCUCGGCCAGGGACCGAGGGCCCUCGACGGAGCAAAGGGAGUGGACUACCUCCCUUCGCGGUGGUGCGUGGUGGACAACAACAAGGACCUGAGCAACGUUUCCACCGCGGCUGCGGCGGCGUGCUCCACCGCUGCGGCGGACUGCAGCACCCUCGCCGCCGGCGGCUCCUGCGGGAACCUCAGCUGGCCGGGGAACGUCUCAUACGCCUUCAACAGCUACUACCAGCGGAGCGGGCAGAGCCCCGAGAGCUGCGACUUCGGCGGCAUGGGGCUGAUCACCACCGUCGAUCCUUCGGCCGGCGAGUGCAGGUUCGCCGUGGGGAUACGAGCGUCGUCUUCCUUCCCGGCGGCGCUGCUCUUCCCCUGGUGGAGUCUGCUAAUGACGGCCCCUCUUCUCCUCCUCCACUAG